UCCCGCCAUGUGCUCUGUCUGUGCGGAACACAUAAAGGCUCUGCCUUGAAUUAAUCACUCGCUCUUUAAUGGAUCUUUGAGGAUCGCGCUUGACGCAGUGACGAGCUGCAGCUCUUUGUAUUGCGAGACCAAGAGGAACCUUGUAUUUUUUUCGUACCCCAGUCCGAUAUCUACUGCCUCUUAGAAAAUGUCAAAGGGGUUCAUGGUGACAUAGGCACCUCGGUUUUGGUUACGGAGAGACUGCAGGGCUCUUGCUUCGUUGUGCGAAAGAGGGACAAGCCAGUUACUGAUGGUGGAUCUCAGACAUGCAUGUGAUCACUGGACAGUUUAACCUGAACAGCCGGGGGAGCACCUCUGGGCCCAUAAAUGAGACUAAAAUGGUGGAAGAGAAGAAAAGACAAGAGGAUGAAAGCUAUCAAAAAUGCUACGCCUUUGGGAAAUAAACACAGGUCAUUGGUGAAACACUAAGACACAGCUCUAGCAGUCCACUAUAGUAAAAAAUAAACUUCUCCAUUCGAGACUUAACUUGUACGUGUAUAAGCUAUGUUUCACAGGUUUAAUAAGGUGCUGAAAUAUAAGAACACAAACCCUCAACUCAUGUGAUUUAAUUCUCUGGAACAGAGACUGGACAUUUUGUCCCUUGACUAAAUCAAGGGAAAGGGUUUAUUACCCUGCCAGAAUACUGUGAGGCUCAUUCCAGCCCAGUUCAAACUCAAGUGGAACCCCAAGCUGCUACUGACAGGCAUUGCUUAUGGCUUCCAGCAGGGCAUCGGGAACUUGGAAUGCAGGCAUGGUUAAGAGUGCCUUCUUCUGGUCUGUGGCCAUAAUCUAUCUGACUUACAUAGGUGGAGUGAGGGGGGAUUGCUGGCUCAUAGAAGGGGAAAAGGGCUUUGUAUGGCUUGCCAUUUGUAGCCAAAACCAGCCACCCUAUGAGGCUAUCCCUCAGCACAUCAACAGCACUAUAGUGGACCUUCGUUUGAAUGAGAACAAGAUCAAAAGUAUCCACUACUCAGCCCUCAGCCGCUUUACCAACCUAACGUACCUGAACUUAACCAAGAAUGAGAUUAACUAUGUUGAGGAUGGGGCUUUUUCGGCCCAAUUCAACUUACAGGUACUCCAACUGGGCUUCAAUAAAUUGCGGAACUUAACAGAAGGGAUUCUCAGGGGUUUGGGCAAGCUGCAGUACCUCUACCUCCAGGCUAACCUGAUUGAGACUGUGACUCCCAAUGUCUUUUGGGAGUGCCCAAACAUCGAAAACAUUGACCUUUCCAUGAACCGCAUCCAGGUGCUAGAUGGGUCCACCUUCACCAGCCUGACUAAGCUGACCACCUGUGAGCUCUACACCAACCCGUUCAACUGCUCCUGUGAGCUCUUGGGGUUUGUCAAGUGGCUCUCAGUCUUUCCCAAUAGAACUAGUGAACGGAUGGUGUGUGAUUCUCCCACCGGAGUCUCUGGCUACAGCCUCCUGAGCCAGAAUCCAAACAAUCCAACGUUUCGCAAUGCUCUGCAUAUGCUUUCCACUGUGUGCACGGAGGACUAUGUUACUCCAUACAUUCCUGUGCCUCCCGAGACCACCACUUUCCCUCCAGAUGCAACACCCUGUGGGCUGGAAGACUGUCCAUCUGGGACUGAGCCUGAUGAGAUCAGCAUUAGUCCCACUGACAUAUUAGACGUGAAACCAAUCAUGAAACUAAAGCAAGUGUCUCACACAAAUGCGGUAAUCACAGUUCAGAUUCCUUACCCCUACAAGAAAAUGUACAUUCUUGUUCUGUAUAACAAUAGCUUCUUCACUGAUAUACAAAAUCUGAAACGACAGAAGGAGGAAAUUGAGCUGAAAAACCUUAAACCUCACACCGAUUACACCUACUGUGUGGCUUCCAUAAGAAACUCCCUGCGUUUCAAUCAUACCUGUCUUACACUGUCCACAGCGCCUAGAAAUGGAAAAGAAAAAGUAGCCAGUACUGCAACAGCCACUCACUACAUAAUGACUAUCCUAGGAUGUCUUUUCAUUAUGUUAAUUGUUUUAGGAAUUGUAUAUUACUGCCUGAGAAAAAAGAGACAACAAGAUGAAAAGCACAAAAAGGCAGGCAGUUUGAAGAAGAACAUAAUUGAGCUUAAAUAUGGUGGUGAACUGGAAGGCGGGACUAUAUCCAGGAUGUCUCAAAAGCAAAUGAUGGCUGGGGAGAGCAUGACCCGCAUGCCAUAUCUACCCUCUGCCAGUGACAUGGAGCAAUACAAACUUCAAGACAUAACUGACACUCCAAAAAUGGCCAAAGGUAAUUACAUGGAAGUGAGAACAGGGGAGCACCUAGAUCGAAGGGAAUGUGAGAUGUCCAUGCCUGGCAAUAGCCAAGGCUCAGUUGCUGAGAUCUCAACGAUUGCAAAGGAGGUGGACAAGGUCAACCAGAUCAUUAACAAUUGCAUAGAUGCUCUGAAAUCAGAGUCCACCUCCUUCCAAGGGGUAAAAUCUGGUUCAGUGUCAACCGCAGAACCUCAGUUAGUGCUGAUCUCAGAACAGCCUAAUAGCAAGUCUGGCUUCCUGUCACCUGUUUACAAGGACAACUACCACCACUCUUUACAAAGACAUCACACUUCAGAUGCCUCUCCGAAGCGUCCAAGUACAGCCACUGGUGGUCCAGCACGGAGCCCAAGGCCUUACCGUUCAGAGGGAUCAUAUAAGUCAGAGGCAAAGUACAUAGAGAAGACUUCACCCACAGGGGAGACUAUCCUGACUAUCACACCUGCAGCUGCAAUACUAAGGGCAGAGGCAGAGAAGAUUCGUCAGUAUAGCGAGCAUCGGCACUCCUACCCUGAUGCCCAUCAAAUUGAGGAGCUGGAAGGACCAGACAGUCGGAAAACCUCCAUCUUGGAGCCCCUGACGCGGCCUCGUCCCAGAGACUUGGCUUACUCACAGCUCUCCCCCCAGUACCACAAUCUCAGUUACUCAUCUAGUCCCGAGUACUACUGCAAACCAUCUCACAGCAUCUGGGAGCGUUUUAAACUCCAUCGCAAACGUCACAAAGAUGAGGAUUACAUGGCUGCUGGCCAUGCCCUGAGGAAAAAAGUGCAGUUUGCAAAGGAUGAAGACCUGCAUGACAUUCUAGAUUACUGGAAGGGAGUGUCAGCCCAACAGAAAUCUUAAUCUACUUGUGAUUGUUUAUGUUCUUUCCAUUUUCAAUGGACCACAAGGAACAGGGCAAAAACAAAUCAUUUUCCAGUGAAAUCACAUUCUGGAUAAAUAUUAUAUUACAGUGAAUUUAUACUUAGGGAAAAAGGAUUGUGUACCAAAAUGUAAAGAUGUUACUUAAAGCAACAAGAAGAUAAUAUAUGGAAAAAUAUAGAGACAUACAUUUUUAGUAUUUGGUUACCGCAUGGCCAAGUCCUGUGACAGUGGAUUUGCUAUUGAGUACUGUAAGACUACAAGAAUCCAACAGUGGUUUCUGAAAUUUCUUCUUGCAGGUCCACUGUAAUUUAUGGACAGUUUUCUCACAAUAUUUGAGUUUGUUCUAAAUAAAGAUGAAUUGUGUACAGAUAUUGUUUCUAUAUUUGCCACGUUUGCUGUUAAAAAAUGGACAAAACAAAUCUCUAAUGUGUAUGAUUCAGGUUAAGACCAUGGAUUUCGGAAUUAGCUCCUGUGAUAUCUGUCCUUAAAUGAAUGUUUACCGUCCUGAUGGAUAAACAUUGCACUUGUUAAUGAAAUGGCAUAUUGUGACCUUUAGACUACAGUUUACGCUACCCUGCUUUGCCAAUUGUCUUUCUUUAUUCAUGCCAUCAGACUGCACAAUAUUAAACAAAGGCUGAUGAAAUGUUAUAUUUGUGUAAAUUGUAACCACAAAGUGUAUCAGUUUGUUUGGGAUGGUGUAGAUGAAACAUCUGCAUAAAUAAUUGCAGUGUCAAAGUGGAAGUGGGAAGAUCUAGACAACUGAGGUAAAUGUCAUAACCUUCAAAUGAAAAAGAAAUUAAAAGUAAUUCAGAUAAUUUUGAUACACAUUCAAUGAUACUUUUUUAUUUGUAUAUCAGUGACACACUAUACAAAACACAGACUUCUGCUUUGACCUUACUUGAUGCCUACUAGUAUUGAGGGGUUACCUGAUCAUGAACCAAAGUGCUUGGGGGGCAGCUCAUCACACAUACACAGUACUGCAGAUGUUUCUACUGAUCUCAAGCCAACAGCUGCAUGGAUGAAUGUAUUACAUACAUAACAUUAAGCAGCCUUUUCAGCUGUAAUUUGUUUGUAUUGUUUUUUUACAACCACAUGAUUCCCAUUUUUAAGGCUAUAUGCUUUUGAUAUUCAUACUUCUUUUCAGUUUCAUGUAUUUGUCAUUUCUGUCAACAAUAUAUAAUCAAUCAGAUUUUUUUUUUUAUAAGGGUAUUGUUUUAGUCUUUUCUGCAGUUUGGCAGAUACAAAUGGUUUUAUAAAUGAUGAACGCCACUGCACGGAUACAGAAAAGAUCAGCACUGAAUCAGGAAGGUGAGACAUGAGUGAGAAAGACUAAUUAACUGAACUGUUGCCACUGAAUCUGUACAUCAACUGAAUAGUAUUACAGAAAGUGGGUAACUCGGUUGUCAAACUUUUAUUUAUUUUUUUCAACCGCCUUAAACUUCGGGAAAUAUCUGUAUUACUGUAUUUGUUCUUUUACUUUCAGUGUUGAUGUUUUUGCAAAGUCUUCAUCUGUUGUCAUUUUUUUUAAGAUAAAUAAUUUCAGUGGAUUUCAAGAGCUGUCAGAUCUAUAGAUAAUCUGGCAAGUAACCUAUAUGUUUUUAUAUUGCAUAGUGUAGCACUCCUGUAUGUCAAUCAACAUGUUGAGAAAUCUGUGAACAGAGAGCAUUAGAUACAAACAAGAGCACAAUGAGUGUUAUUUUGUAUUUCUUAAUAAUAUGUUACCUGCUUUCAGAAAAAAAGUACUGUGAAAUAAAGGA
Molecule: messenger RNA, 4920 nt
Organism: Xyrauchen texanus (razorback sucker)
Lineage: Eukaryota; Metazoa; Chordata; Actinopteri; Cypriniformes; Catostomidae
Product: protein ELFN1-like
Exons: 3
Coding region: 752-3142 (796 amino acids)
Cellular component (GO): plasma membrane
Molecular function (GO): protein binding
Source: RefSeq, a predicted model, not a curated record